Tricharina praecox is the source of this 3759-nucleotide messenger RNA. Its product is annotated as muts domain V-domain-containing protein. The transcript has 7 exons. Gene Ontology annotation, molecular function: mismatched DNA binding; ATP-dependent DNA damage sensor activity; ATP binding. Lineage: Eukaryota; Fungi; Ascomycota; Pezizomycetes; Pezizales; Pyronemataceae. Gene Ontology annotation, cellular component: nucleus. The record is from RefSeq and is a predicted model, not a curated record. Gene Ontology annotation, biological process: mitotic recombination; mismatch repair. The coding region runs from base 155 to 3676 and encodes 1173 amino acids.
CUCCAGUCUCCGGGGGUUAGUCACGUGCCAUCCCAUCCCAUCCCGUCGCGUAGACUGUCCUAUCGUACCUUUACGCGUCCUCCUCAGCACAACAACCUCGCAUUGAUCCAUUGACCCGCACCACACCGCCGCAACCACACCACAGCCUACCACAAUGCCGAGCACCAAAACGCCCGCAAAAGCCAGCAAACAAACCUCGAUCUCGAGCUUCUUCUCGAAGCCGUCCGGCGGCGGUCCCCCAUCCUCGCCCGCCGUGGUCCCAAAGAAGCGAGCGCCGAGUCCACCGCCCAAAGCCAAGUCCGCGGCCGCACCCAAGGCUGCACCCAAGCCCAAGCCCAAGCCCGCGCCUAAGCGCAAAAAGCAGUCCGCGGCGGUACAGGAUAGCAACGACGACGAGGAGGACGAGGACGGCGACGUGCGGCUUCCCGUCCGGUCCCGCAGGACGAAACGCGCGCUCGCCGAUGACGACGACGAGGACGACGAGUUCAGGCCCCUGGUUGGCGACGACAACAACAACGACGACGAUGACGGCGAUGACCUAUACUCUGUCCCGGCCCCCGCGGUGAAGAGGGUGAAGAUAGAGAGGGCUUCGAGUCCCGCGUCUGUACCUGUGAGGAAGAGUGUGCAGGCGGAGCAGACGACUAGUCGAUACCGCUACGAUCCGUCGCAGAAGCAGAAGCCUGAGGAUAUGCUGGUCGAUGAGGACCCCGCUAGGAAACGCGAGAAGGAGAGGUUGAGGGAAAGGUUUGUGCAGAAGCUCGGGAGGAUCGAGAUUUCGAGGAAGGAUGUGGGUGGAGAAGGUGAGGAGGGGGAGGCGGACGAUGAGGAGCAGCAGCAGGAGCCCGAGCCGGGGCCUAUUACGAAACGGUUUGGCAGGGGGAAGGCGCCUGCUGCUGCUGCGAAGGGGAAGAAGGGCGCGGCGAAGUUGACGCCGCUGGAGAAACAGGUUGUCGACAUCAAGCGGAAGCAUAUGGACACUGUGCUGGUGGUCGAGGUGGGGUAUAAGUUUCGGUUCUUUGGGGAGGAUGCCCGGAUCGCCAGUCAGAACCUGUCGAUCAUGUGCAUCCCCGGAAAGAUGCGGUUCGAUGAACACCCCUCGGAAGCGCAUAUGGACAAGUUUGCGUCCGCCAGUAUUCCCGUGCACAGACUGCACGUGCAUGUCAAGCGCCUCGUGGCGAACGGGUACAAGGUCGGUGUUGUGCGGCAGCUGGAGACGGCGGCGUUGAAGGCCGCCGGAGAUAAUAAGGCGGGCCCGUUCGAGAGGAAGUUGACAAAUCUUUACACCAAGGGAACCUAUGUAGACGAUAUUGACGGGCUGGAGGGCGCCGAUCUGUCGUCUGGUGCAGGAAGUGGCGGCGCUUCGAAUACCGGAUUUUUGCUCUGCGUAACUGAGAAGCCUGGUGGCGGGAACGGCACGGAUGAGAAGGUCCAUGUGGGCCUCGUCGCCGUGCAACCUUCCACCGGAGAGGUGAUAUAUGAUGAGUUUGACGACGGGUUCAUGAGAAGCGAGAUUGAGACGAGAUUACUACACAUCGCUCCAUGUGAAUUCUUGAUUGUCGGCGAGUUGAGCAAGUCCACCGAGAAGAUAGUAUCACAUCUUGCUGGCAGCACGACCACCGUGUUUGGAGACAGAGUUCGCGUAGAGCGCAUGGGGAAGGACAAGAAUACAGGAACCGAAGCAUCCACUCAUGUCUCAAAAUUCUACGCCGACAAAGUACACGUGGCUGAAUCUGCCGAAGCCGCGGGAAAGAACAAACUACUGGAUGCAGUGUUGGAUUUGCCGGGACUGGUGACAAUAUGUCUCUCGGCUAUGAUCAAGCAUCUGUCAGACUAUGGCCUGGAACACGUGUUCGACCUUACCAAGUACUUCCAGUCGUUCAGUGGGCGCUCGCACAUGCUCCUCAACGGAAACACGCUUUCCAGUCUCGAGAUCUACAGGAACCAGACAGAUUACACCACCAAAGGAAGUUUGUUCUGGACUCUGGACCGGACGAAGACCAAGUUCGGGCGUCGGCUGCUGCGGAAUUGGGUUGGCAGGCCGCUGCUGGAUAAACAUCAGCUGGAAGAACGAGUCAAGGCUGUGGAAGAGGCAAAACUUGGAGAGAACAUAAAGCUGGAUAAGUUGAAGGAGCUACUUGCGAAGGUUUCGUACGAUCUUGAGAAGGGACUGAUCAGGAUUUACUAUGGAAAGUGCACUCGUCCGGAAUUGCUCUCGAUUCUGCAGACGAUGAACCGAAUAGCGUCUGCCUUCCCGCUGAUGGAAAAUCCAGAGGAUGUUGGAUUCGAAUCGGACAUCCUCAAUAAGGCCGUUGCUGCUCUCCCGGGUAUCCAAGAGGAUGUUGCCAAAUUCCUUGGGAUGUUCAAUCACCAGGCGGCUGGGAAGGACGACAAGUAUGAUUUCUUCAAGGAUGAAGACGAGCAUGAGGAGUACGAAAAGAUCGUUGAGCAGAAGAUGGGAAUCAUGGCCGUUGAAGCAGACUUGGAGGAGCACAAGAAGGAUAUCAGCAAAAUCCUGAAGGGCAAAAAGUUCAAUUACAUCACGGUCUCUGGCGUAGAGUAUCUCGUUGAAGUUCCCAACACGAAAGUUGCUCUUGCUCCUGUACCAGCCAACUGGGUCAAGAUAAGCGGCACCCAAAAGGUCCACCGUUUCCAUACGCCACAGAUCAUCCAGAUGAUCCGCCAACGGGAUCAGCACAAAGAGUCUCUCGCGGCGGAAUGCGACAAGGCGUUCAAACGUUUCCUCGAGCAAAUCUCCAGCAAAUACCAAGAACUCCGCGACUGCGUACAAUCCCUAGCCAUCCUCGACUGCAUCCUCUCCCUAGCUGCAGUCGCCAACCAGCCCGGCUAUUCCAAGCCCGAGUUCACAUCCGAAACUAUCAUCGACGUCAAAGAAGGCCGCCACCCGAUGGUCGAGCAGCUCCUCCUUGACGCAUACGUCCCCAACGACAUCACUCUCUGCCAAAACAGCAAGCGCGCCAUGCUCGUGACCGGACCCAACAUGGGCGGUAAAUCCAGCUACGUCAGACAGAUUGCCCUCAUCUCGAUCAUGGCCCAGAUCGGCUCGUACGUUCCCGCCGCAUCCGCCACCCUCGGGCUGCUGGACGCGGUUUUUACCCGGAUGGGAGCAUUCGACAACAUGAUGGCCGGCGAAUCAACCUUCAUGGUCGAGUUAUCCGAGACGUCCGAUAUCCUCAAGCAAGCUACACCCCGCAGCCUCAUAAUCCUCGACGAGCUGGGCCGCGGAACGUCUACGCACGAUGGUGUCGCCAUCGCGCAUGCAGUCUUCGACUACAUAGUCCAAGACCUCAAAGCCCUCCUCCUCUUCGUCACACACUACCCCCUCCUCUCCCGCUUCGGGGAAAUGUAUCCCGACGAGGUGACAAACACACACAUGGCGUUCGAAGAGGCCGGCGAGGGUGGCGAGGACAUCACUUUCCUGUACCGUGUUGCGGAGGGCGUGGCGCAUCGGAGCUACGGUCUCAAUGUUGCGCGGCUGGCGGGGCUUCCCAAGAGCUGUCUUGAGCUUGCGGCGGUCAAAAGCCGACAGCUCGAGGCCGAGAUGAAGGAGCGUGCCGGUGUGAGGUGGGCGACGAGUGUAAGGAAGAUAAUGGAAGACGACGAGGUCGAUGUCGAGGCGCUGGCGAGGAGCUUGGAGGGGGUGGUGGUCGAUGUGUAGCUUGGUGUUCUUGCCGGAUCUAGAUGUACGUGACUGCAGAUAUUAUUAACAAGUAGACUUCUUGAAUCUUGAUUCUCGUUGUG